ACUCAUUUCAUAUACUGCGGUGGUCGGAGAAGGUUGUUCUAUCAAUUGAGUCCGAUAAUUGAUGAGAUAUUUUGUUGCUGUAAAAUUGGAAAAAUGUCAGCAUUUGAACUGAAAAAUUUAAAUGAUUGCUUGGAAAAGCAUUUACCACCCGAUGAACUAAAGGAGGUUAAGAGAAUUUUGUACGGCGUAGAAGAAGAUCAAACGCUUGAGCUGCCCACAAGUGCGAAAGAUAUUGCCGAACAGAAUGGAUUCGACAUCAAGGGCUAUCGCUUCACGGCGCGAGAGGAGCAAACUCGCAAGCGCCGGAUAGUCAGAGUUGGCGCCAUCCAAAACUCUAUCGUAAUCCCUACUACGGCGCCCAUUGAAAAACAACGAGAGGCCAUCUGGAACAAAGUGAAGACUAUGAUCAAGGCGGCAGCGGAAGCCGGAUGCAACAUUGUUUGCACCCAAGAAGCGUGGACCAUGCCCUUUGCCUUCUGCACUCGCGAGAAGUUUCCUUGGUGUGAGUUUGCCGAAGAAGCCGAAAACGGUCCCACAACCAAGAUGCUCGCAGAGCUGGCCAAGGCUUACAACAUGGUUAUCAUCCACUCGAUUCUGGAGCGAGAUAUGGAGCAUGGCGAGACCAUUUGGAAUACGGCAGUGGUCAUCUCGAACAGUGGUCGCUACCUGGGCAAGCACCGCAAGAACCACAUUCCCCGGGUGGGUGACUUCAAUGAGUCCACCUACUACAUGGAGGGGAACACCGGUCAUCCGGUUUUCGAGACGGAGUUCGGCAAGCUGGCUGUGAACAUAUGCUACGGGCGCCAUCACCCACAGAACUGGAUGAUGUUCGGUCUGAAUGGAGCCGAGAUUGUCUUUAAUCCCUCGGCUACGAUCGGCCGCCUAUCGGAGCCAUUGUGGAGCAUUGAGGCACGUAACGCUGCCAUCGCCAAUAGCUACUUUACGGUUCCGAUUAAUCGCGUGGGAACCGAGCAGUUCCCGAACGAAUACACAUCUGGUGAUGGCAACAAGGCGCAUAAGGAGUUUGGUCCCUUCUACGGAUCUUCUUAUGUCGCAGCUCCUGACGGCUCAAGGACACCGAGCUUAUCGCGGGACAAAGACGGCUUGCUUGUCGUUGAACUCGAUCUGAACCUGUGUCGCCAGGUGAAGGACUUCUGGGGCUUCCGCAUGACGCAGAGAGUUCCGCUGUAUGCGGAGUCCUUCAAAAAGGCAUCCGAACAUGGCUUCAAGCCGCAGAUCAUCAAGGAAACAUAAGAGAAAAGAGUAUUUUACGAUUGACUUUGUUGAUUAGCGGAAUUGAUUUUGAAGAAAAUUGCAUUUUGAUUUGGACUUUAAAUAAAGAUAAGCUCAUUUUAACACAU
Drosophila melanogaster (fruit fly) is the source of this 1361-nucleotide messenger RNA. It is a transcript of the gene pyd3, whose product is annotated as pyd3. The record is from RefSeq and is marked reviewed. Gene Ontology annotation, cellular component: cytoplasm. Bases 94 to 1254 code for a protein of 386 amino acids. The transcript is spliced from 4 exons. Gene Ontology annotation, molecular function: beta-ureidopropionase activity. NCBI's taxonomy places the organism in Eukaryota, Metazoa, Arthropoda, Insecta, Diptera, Drosophilidae.